AUGGGGGCUCAACGGCCUGUUGAACUUAGUCCACAACGGUGGAUUAUGAUACAAGAGCUACUGUACCUGGUACAAGAGUAUGCUGGUCGGGUUCAUUCCGAAUUUCCCGAGCCAAACCUUGCGCCAGAGCAGAUUGCCGCAGCUGAGUCAGAAGACUCCGCCGGUUUCUGGGGGAAAGCACACGAGCUUAUCUUCUUUUAG
Messenger RNA from Penicillium longicatenatum, 201 nucleotides. RefSeq lists its product as uncharacterized. Lineage: Eukaryota; Fungi; Ascomycota; Eurotiomycetes; Eurotiales; Aspergillaceae. The transcript has a single exon. Bases 1 to 201 code for a protein of 66 amino acids. The record is from RefSeq and is a predicted model, not a curated record.